AUGACUUCAGUGUACUAUGCACAUAAUGUGUUCGGUAAAUUACAAAUCAACUUGACACACGAUGACUUUUUGACCCCUGCUGAGCGAGAAGUUGUUGCUUCUGGUAUACCCCUAGUGAGGGCGAUGGCCGGGCUUUCAACAACACCAUUGCUGACCGUAUUGAUCUAUAAUAUACUGAUGAUAUGUCAAAUCGAUGAUCUUGUGACCGCUGUCACUGUUGCUAUGGCCUUGUGGCUCGCCACAAGUUCAGUAAUGUUUGGUCGAUAUGUAACAUAUUCGAUGCCCAUAAAAUUAUAUAUUAUUGACGCUGUUCACGAUGGAUUGCAAUGGUUGGGGUUGACGGUUGCCGUUCGUUAUCUGAUUCUGUUCAUCAAGUGA
Molecule: messenger RNA, 378 nt
Organism: Paraglomus brasilianum
Lineage: Eukaryota; Fungi; Glomeromycota; Glomeromycetes; Paraglomerales; Paraglomeraceae
Source: the annotation of a GenBank genome assembly